Molecule: messenger RNA, 225 nt
Organism: Arabis nemorensis
Lineage: Eukaryota; Viridiplantae; Streptophyta; Magnoliopsida; Brassicales; Brassicaceae
Source: the annotation of a GenBank genome assembly
AUGGAUGAACAAGCAUUUGGUCCGGUGGAGGAGACCCGACUUGAGGAUUUUGGUGACCCUUCGGCUCGGGUCGGUCCGACCGUGUCCUCGCUUCACGACUCGACCGCGUCCUCGCUUCACGAUCCGACCACGUCCUCACCGGAGAAGCCGAGACCUUUGGCUUGGGUCGGUCCGACCGCGUCCUCGCUUCACGAUCCGACCACAUUCUCGCAGCGUGCUUCGUAG